CUAUUACCGUGAUCGUGCCUGGACACGACCGGACAACACACUUGCUGGGAAAACGAAAGCACGCAGCAACUUUCCUUUCGGUCUGUAUUUCUACUUUGGCGGUCGAUGACGCUACAAGAGAACUUUGCCUUUAGACCGCCUUGUGCUGUUGUUGUUGAGUAAAAAGUUAAAGUAGAUCUUGAAACACAAAACUGUAUCUCAGCGACUUAAGAUCCGCAUAAGAGCCCUUUAAUUCGCAUAGUUAGUCGACAAUAUUCGCAAAAGAUGAAGAGCACAACAUCAAGUAGCACUACAGACGGCAGCACCGCAGCACGGGCGUUGAUGAAGUCAAAUUCUCUCGCAAACUGGUCUGACGCGCGGAAACAGUACCCAGCCGCCCUCACCAUCAGCACAAUGGACGAGGCCAGGAAACUCGAACUUUCCAAGCUGGACCACUUCGUGUCCACAGAAUUCGCGGGCCCGCUGACGAAGGAAAAGCUCUCGAAGGUCGUCCAAUGGAAGCUGAAAAAGGGCACUUUUCGCCCGGGGCUGUUGCAAAAAGCGGAGAGCAACACGAAGGAGAAGUUGGACACAGCUUGGUUAGACGCCACUGUCGCGAUCGCGAAGACGCUCGUUGAAGAUGUUAAAGGAGGUGGAAAUAACAGUACAUCGAUCGAACUGGAUAAAGCUGGCGUGGAGGGGGUGAAGCAGCUGGACAAGCACUUAUUCGGCGUCGGCCCGGCAACCGCGUCGGCCGUCGUAGCGGCUGUGCUGCCGGAGUGUUGCGCCUUCAUGUCAGACGAAGCCCUGUUGGGUAGUGGUGUUUUUCCGGAGUCGGUGGGCAAGAACGAUCUGAAAUACACCCUGAAAAUCUACGCAGAAUUCAACAAACGCUGUGUUGAAAAGGCAAAAGAACUGAAUUUUGCAGCAACUUCUACAAGAACUACUGGUGCGGCAAACAAAGAUGCGAAUCUCUUCAUCUGGACUGCCGAUUCAGUUCAGCGCGCGCUGUACGCGAAAUUCCGCUGUGCAGACCAUGCAUCAGCUGGGGGUGGAACAAUCGGAACUACGAAAAGUCCGGACAAGAAAAACAGCGCAGCGAGGAAGCCAGAAGAUACGGAGCUGUUAGAAGUUCUCAGGCACGGUAAAAGUGACGGCCUCGGAGGGACGGACAGUGACACGGUCGUAAAAGUCAUCGCGAAGCGCAUGGGGGUUCCGGAGAGCGCAUUACUUGAAAAGUGCGGGGCCGGAGACGAGGUAGGGAAGGCGAAGAGGAAAAAUACCGAUCAAUCAAAAGCAAAGUCUUCAAAAUCAUCUGCUAGCCCAAUGAAAAAGAAACGAAAAAAAGGAGACUGACUGAAGAUUUGCAACCAAGACACGGGUGAAAAGUGACGCAUACGGCUUUCGGC
Messenger RNA from Amoebophrya sp. A120, 1388 nucleotides. The record is from the annotation of a GenBank genome assembly. NCBI's taxonomy places the organism in Eukaryota, Dinophyceae, Syndiniales, Amoebophryaceae.